Molecule: messenger RNA, 4769 nt
Organism: Syngnathoides biaculeatus (alligator pipefish)
Lineage: Eukaryota; Metazoa; Chordata; Actinopteri; Syngnathiformes; Syngnathidae
Gene: mapk4
Product: mitogen-activated protein kinase 4
Exons: 11
Coding region: 918-2966 (682 amino acids)
Biological process (GO): intracellular signal transduction; cell surface receptor signaling pathway; protein phosphorylation
Cellular component (GO): nucleus; cytoplasm
Molecular function (GO): MAP kinase activity; ATP binding
Source: RefSeq, a predicted model, not a curated record
GGGACUCCCAGGCUGAGCAGAUGGAAUUGUGGGAAAAGAUGAAAUGAGAGACGGCUACUUCAUCAACUGCAUGCUCAGCGGGGCUCUCGGCUGACUUAUUUCGCGAUCCGCGGAUCCCACUCCGGAGCCGCCGACCCGCUGGCGGCUUCCUCCACACCCGUCUUCCGCGACGGCGGGCGGGCUGCUGAUGCUCCAGUGAGUGCGAUGCUGUUGUCCCCCCAUUUAAUUCUGCCCUUUGUGAUUGUGUUGCGGAGCCGCUCAAGCGAGUCACAAUAACACAUGAGCCGGUCGACUGGUGCUCAAAGCCGGGUUCUGACACCACCGCCCCAUCACAGUGUUGGCAGCAGGAAGCGGUUCGGUGAGGGAUUAAAACACGGCAAGACCACAUCUGGUUGUUUUAUGGGUCUCACUCAGGACUAAGUUGGUUUAAUGAGCCGCCGACGCCAUCACGGAAGAGGAGGAAGACAACAGUUUCAAUGGCUACCUGAGCGGAGUUGAUGAGAACCCAGCAGAGCUUUGAGCAAGUUACAUACGCGCAAGUCAAAAGUAUGUUUCCGAAGUCCAAAUCCUCGUGCCUGAAGUAAAUCCGCGAGUUACUGUGGCCAAAAAUCCAAUCAAGUCAGAUCAAGUCCUCGCUAAAUCUGAAGCGCUUAAAGUCAUCACUUGGGUUAAGCAAUCCAUAAGUCAAGUCAGAUAAUUUUGUUCAGUUACAACAUGCACAUUAGCGACUUUGCGCUCAGGAGCUAGUUAGCUGCACUAGCUCAAUAUCCCUAAAUUUUGCGAGUAAUGAAGGUGGAAUGGACUGAGUAGGGAUAGACCUUGUGGAGUUUUUGACCAACACCACCAGAAAAAGGAUGUUAGUUACAUAAAAAUAAAAAUAAAAAAGACACUGGCCUCGCAAUCAGGGCAAGUCAAUCAUGGAGAGACAUGAGACUUUGCACUUCCUCCACGGUUUCGAUCUAAGCGGCCACUUCGUCGACGUCAGGCCGCUUGGCGCCGGAGGGACCGGGUUGGUCCUGUCGGCCGUGGACCAGCGCACGGGACGCCGGGUGGCCAUCAAGAAAUUGGCCAUGCGCGACGCCGUCACGGUGAAGCACGCGCUGAGGGAGGUGAAGAUCACCCGGCGGCUGCAUCACGAGAACGUGGUUCGGGUCCACGAGGUCCUGGCCCCCCACGGCCGCCCGCCGACCAGGGACCCGGCCAAACUCGGCGCCUUGUACGUCAUCCAGGAGUGCAUGGAGACGGAUUUGGCUCGGGUUCUUGAGCAAGGACCGCUCUCGACAGGUCACGCUACUCUGCUGUUCUACCAGCUGCUGCGGGGGCUCAAGUUCAUCCACUCGGCCAACGUCCUUCACAGAGACCUGAAGCCCGCCAACAUCUUCAUCAACACAGACCAACUGCUGCUCAAGAUCGGAGACUUCGGCCUGGCCCGGAUAGUCGACCCGCACUAUUCUCAUAAGGGCUAUUUGUCCGAGGGUCUGGUCACUAAGUGGUACUGUUCCCCUCGCCUGCUGCUGUCCCCCAACAACUACACGAAGGCGAUCGACAUGUGGGCUGCAGGCUGCAUCUUGGCGGAGAUGCUGACGGGGCGCAUGCUCUUUGCAGGAGCUCACGAGCUGGAGCAGAUGCAGCUGAUACUUGACACCGUGCCGGUCAUCAGAGACGAGGACAGACAGGACCUGCUGCAGGUGAUGCCUUCGUAUAUUAAUCAUGGCUGGAAAGUCAAGAAGCCGUUCUCUGUGGUGCUGCCGGAGGUUCAUGCAGAAGCUGUGGAUUUCCUGGAGCAAAUCCUGACGUUCAACCCCAUGGACCGUCUGACGGCCGAGGCGGCGCUGUCCCACUCCUUCCUCCGCCAGUACUCGUGUCCCGAGGACGAGCCCACCUCGUCCCAGCCCUUCCGCAUUGAGGAUGAACUGGACGACAGCCUCGUCGCGGGACACAGCCUCAGCAACAGUCUGAGCCGGCCCUCCAGCAUCCCCUGGGACAGCUUGUCAACAGAUAUGAGCUGGCGGCAGUCAAGCAUGCCUUCGGGUCACGUGACCUCAGAUAUGGUGGACACCACCGAGCAAGAGGAGGUGCAGAGGGACCCCAGAGCCAGCUGCGGCUCACUUCUCGAGGAGGCCCAGGUGGACCCACGUAAAUAUUCUCACAGCAGCUCCGCCGAACGCUACCUGGAGAACUCCCACUCCUCUCUGGACCGGGCCUGCGGUUUCGGGCUCAGCGACCUGGACUGCGGCCGCUCGUGCGACUACAAGGUGGGCUCGCCGUCCUACCUGGACAGGAUCGCGUGGCGGGACGGCAAACCUCAGCACUACUCGGAACCCCGGCUCAUUCUGGAUCUGUCUCACUGGAAGCGCAACAGCAGCAACCCUCCGGUGCCCGUCCGGCCACUCGGCGGAAGCGUGGAGGACGUACGGGACCUGAACGUGGAUGACCGGGUUACGGGAACGGGGGAUUUAUUUCAGGAGAUCUCCCGCUGGGUGGAGAGCACCCAGUCCCGUCUGUCCUCACCCAGUCCGAGUCUGUCUUUGGAGCGGCGCUGCUGCUACGGCUCCUCCCCGCCUCUUCCGCUAUCCCCUACGGAGCUCUCGACUCCGGUCUUCCACUACCCGAACGUGGAGCCUCAUCAGUUCCCCGACGAGGACAGACUCAGUCCCUUCCCGCCCGUCAGCCCUCCGCCUCUCUGCCCCCACCUCCCGUCCACUCCCACCUCUCCUUGUUUUCCUCCCCCACCCCUCUCCACCACCACCACCUCGUCCACCGACGUCCGAGCCGACCAGUCGCUUCCUGUCAAGCAGAAAGAACGCCUUUUCGACUUGGACGUGUUCAUCUCCCGGGCGUUGAAGCUGUGCCGGCAGAAUAAGGAGAAAGGUGAUGGGAAAGGGCGGCGGGAGGAGAGCAAGCAGGCGAACAUCAACAGCAGGUUGUCUAGACCUCCUGAGCACAGGACACCCCCGCAGACUUAAACACCACAGCAGGAUUUUACACAACAGAGGUUGUUUUUUGUUUUUUUUUUAAAAAAAACUUGUUUCACCUCUUUUUCCAGCAUUCCAGCAAAUGCUUUUUUUCCCGUCAGACCAACGUGACUCCAACUUUUGAGGUCACUCACUAGGCCACGCCCCUCAAAGGCACACAUCCGAGUAAUCAGGAGAAUCAGAAUCAGCUUUAUUGCCCAGGUAUGUUACAAGAGAUGCAAGGAACUUGUCUCAGGUACUUGGAACCAAUCUAGUUUGACAACAAACAGCCAUUACGACAAAAUAUGAAUUUAGGACAUGAAAAACACAAGUAUGGUGAGUCGUUGAGAAAUGAAACUGUACCACUAGUGUGGUGAUGCUGAUAUAAUGGCAAAUAAAUACUAUAGUACAUACAGUAGUGACAAAAACACACAUUCUUUACAUUUACUUUGAUUUUGUGUUUAUUAUGGUUUCAUGCAAUUGUUAUUUUCUUUAUUAAAAAAAAUAUAAAUUUGGGUGGGGGCUGGAAUGGAUUAGUAACACCUCAGUUCAUUUCAAUGGGAAUAAUGGAUUUGGAAUACGAGUGAAACCUAAAACACAAUCAGCCCAUUACACCCAACCCCACCAGGCCCCGCCUCUUAAAGGCACGGGUAUGUAUCUUACACAGAUACUAAAAUAUGUACAGUACCUUCAUUUUGUGAUUGGUCAAAUACGUUUACAUUGUAUUUAUAAAGUGUGCUUUAAUCAUUUUAACUGUGUUUUAACAAGUUUAAACAUGUUUAAAGCAUGUGGAAGGGUAAACCCUCCUCCCAUAAAAAAAUAAUCUACAAAUUAGAUUUUUUUUUUCUGUCAUAUAUUAGUUAAAGCAUCUCUUAAACAAUCCCAAUGCGUUGUACAAGGCUUUUCUCAGGCCGUGACAAAUCGUAAGACCAACGGGAACAACCCUACGUGUUGACAUUACACUUACUUCACGCCGUAUGUGCCAAACUAGACCAGAUUCGACAUCUCGCAUCGUUUUACGGAAAAAUCUGUUCUGAAAUUCUGUUGUCCAAGCACUUUUUUUCCCUCACCCAAGUUUUUAAACAUGAAUUGGACUGUGUACUAAAUCAUUUCCUCGCCACUAUUUUCCAUGAUAUCUGAUUGAAAAUCCAAUUUGUUGUUCUUUGAUAGCAAUCAGAUGUAGGGGCAAUUUGGUAUAUGUACGGUAAUUCCCCGCCUACGGAGCGCACCUGGUUAUAAACCUCGGUACACGGAAAGAGUUAACGCUAGUUUUCUUGCGGGGCUAGCGUUAGCACGGGGCUAUCCCUGCUAAAAAAUUUCUAGAGAAAUUCUGUAGAAAUCUAUAGAAUUCUAUAGAUUUUGUUCAGAACAACUUGUUCUGUAGAACACUUGCUGUGAUUUUCUGUAGAAUUUCUACAGAACAAAAAUGUUUCUAUAGAAAUUCUAUCGGACCUAAAGUUAUAUAGUUCUUUAGAAAUUCUUUAGAAAUGUUCCGUAGAACCUUUUUAGCACGGUAGUGUUAGAGCAGCGCCAACAUUAACGCGGCAUUAGUGUUAAUGUGGCGCUAGCGUUAGCACGGCGCUAGCAUUAGCACGGCACUAGCGUUAAACUAUUUCUGUGUACCUCGGCUUAUAACCAGGCGCGCUAAAGCUAGCGCCGCAUCACCGCAUAAACCGCAGGAUUGAAAUCGUGUGAAAAAAGUCGCGGCUUGUCGGCCGGAAAUGGUACAGUACCGUUUACAUUUAAAUAGUUUUCAGCCAUAACGGCUGUGUGGCCUGUAGCAAAAUUAAAUUUUACCAGCUUUUUUUUUUUUUU